Messenger RNA from Mus musculus (house mouse), 558 nucleotides. RefSeq names its product ghrelin (gene Ghrl). The transcript is spliced from 5 exons. Gene Ontology annotation, cellular component: extracellular region; postsynapse; axon. Gene Ontology annotation, biological process: actin polymerization or depolymerization; negative regulation of inflammatory response; negative regulation of apoptotic process. Gene Ontology annotation, molecular function: hormone activity; protein tyrosine kinase activator activity; growth hormone-releasing hormone activity. NCBI's taxonomy places the organism in Eukaryota, Metazoa, Chordata, Mammalia, Rodentia, Muridae. The record is from RefSeq and is marked reviewed. The coding region runs from base 74 to 427 and encodes 117 amino acids.
AUAUAAGGAGAAGCCGGUGAGCAGGCACCACAUCCCCAGGCAUUCCAGGUCAUCUGUCCUCACCACCAAGACCAUGCUGUCUUCAGGCACCAUCUGCAGUUUGCUGCUACUCAGCAUGCUCUGGAUGGACAUGGCCAUGGCAGGCUCCAGCUUCCUGAGCCCAGAGCACCAGAAAGCCCAGCAGAGAAAGGAAUCCAAGAAGCCACCAGCUAAACUGCAGCCACGAGCUCUGGAAGGCUGGCUCCACCCAGAGGACAGAGGACAAGCAGAAGAGACAGAGGAGGAGCUGGAGAUCAGGUUCAAUGCUCCCUUCGAUGUUGGCAUCAAGCUGUCAGGAGCUCAGUAUCAGCAGCAUGGCCGGGCCCUGGGGAAGUUUCUUCAGGAUAUCCUCUGGGAAGAGGUCAAAGAGGCGCCAGCUGACAAGUAACCACGGACAGGCCUGACCCCCGUGCUUUCCUUCUCCUGAGCAAGAACUCACAUCCGCCUCAGCCUCCUCGGCAACUCCCAGCACUCUCCUACCACUUUAAGAAUAAAUGUUCACCUGUAUGCCAAAUGUUC